GGUAGUGCAAUUAUUACAACUAUCGCAUAGGGGCGUUGUUUGACUGCUCUUUCCCGUCAUCCAAUGCGGAGGGUAGCGUUCUUUCAUUUUCCAGGGAAACAGACACAGGUGGGACGCCGGGUUUGAAAUUCCCGCUUUCCAAAAUUGCAAAACACACCCCUCAAUCGAAUCAACGAUGCUGGAACCACCUGGAAUCAUGUGAUACCAGGUAGAAUCCACAACAGAAUCCAACACAUCAUGUUGAACUGAAGGGAAGGCAGAAGACCAACAUGGCCUCGCAGUUUGAUUCAGGUGCUUUUGACGGAGGGCUCGGUGCUCCCCUGGGUAUGGGGAUCUCAGGUGGCCCUUCCCUGGGGUAUGGGGACCUGUCGGGCACACACGGUGCAGCCCUGCCCAGACUGGCCUCAGAGACAGAGCUGCAGAAAAUGCUGACCGAUGAGAAAAUGAGGAGUGAACAACACAAGACGAACUACGAGACACUGAAGGCUGAACACACCAGGCUGCAGGAUGAGCACAUUCUGCUGCAGGAACAGUUACGUGGCCUGCGGGAGUCUCACACCAGUGUACAGGCCGAGUGUCAGACGCUGAUCGCUCAGGCUCGACUGGAGGUGUCCCAGAAAAUAGCACUGAUAGAGGAGCUCAAGUCACAGGUCAUGAGCUCCCAGAGACUUGAGAUGAUCCGUGUCCAGGUUCGGGAGGAGGUGGAGGGUCCGUACAGGGAGCGCAUCUCCAAACUGGACGGAGAGCUGGACAAACUACGGACAGAGAUGAACCAGCUACGCUACGAGCACUCCUUCCUGAAGUCCGAGUACGAACAUCAGCAGACCGAGCACAAACGCAUCGUAGAGGAGACAACUCUCAAGUAUGAAGCAGAGAUCAUGGACCUGCGGAAGGACCGCGAGGCUAUCCUGGCCCGUCAGCAGGAGGAGGAGGACCACGACUCACAGCGGGUUCGUACGCUACAGAAGGAGAACGCACAGCUGCAUCUGAAGGUCAAAGGUCUGCUGACAGAGCUGGAGGAGAUCCGAGCCCAGCGGGAGUCCUCAGGGAUGCAGUCUGACCACGUGUCCAGACUACAGGCCAAACAGCUGGCAGAGACAACAGCCUCUCUUAGGGCUGCAGAGAGUGAGAAGCAGUCCCUGAAGAUGCGGUGUGAGCGGCUGCAGCAGGACCUGGACGCGGCGCUGGACCAGCAGAGUAAGCUGUCCUCCCAGCUGGGUGACGUCCAGCGGGAACACAUGGCCAUCCGACACAAGUACGACGAGAUCUCACAUAAACACAAACUGGAGGUGACAAAUAUGAAGAUGGAGACAGUGAAGAGGACAGGAGAACUGGAGAGAGAGCGGGACCAACUCAGGAGUGAGACAGAGGGAAUCCGCACCCAGCUGGAGGUUCUCCAGCAGACCAUCGAGCGUCAGAGCGCCGAGCUGGCAGACAAGGAGCGGGAGCUGGUGCGCAGGGUGCAGGCCGCUCGGGACGAGGAGGGCGAGAAACUCAUCAAGCUGCAGACAGAACAGAUGGAGAUGGACGCUAAGAUGGCUGAGAUGGAGAGACAGCGGCUGGAGGACGAGUCCACCAAGAUGGCGGAACGGGAGCGAGCCGAGGAGAAGGUCAACGAAGCCAUGAGGAGGAAGGACGCUGCUGAGAGAGAGGUCCAAGAGCUCAAUAGCAGACCACGAGAAAUCCAGCCCACAGUCACUACUGUUACGAUUCCCAGUAUUGAAAGGUGGUCAUUCUCCCUCUGCAUCUCCAGGGGCAGGGUCCAGCAGCAACAGUCCAUCCAGAGGGAAGCAGAAACCGAGCGAGCCAACAACUCGGAGCUGCGGCAGAGACUGCAGGAGGCGCAGGCACAACUCAGGAACAUGUCCGGAGCCGAGCACGACCUGGCCGCAGAGAACCGCUCGCUAAAACAGGCCGUGGACAGGCUGAAGGAUGAGCUGCGGGCGGCACGUGAAGCGGCGGACAAGGCUCAGACGGAGGCGACUAAAGGCGUGAACGAGAAGCGUCUGGCGUGGCUGGAGGAGAGACAGGCGCUGGAGCGACGGGUGGAGGAUCUGGAGAGGGAACUCCAGGCACAGAGUCAGAAACUGGACCAGUCUGUCCAGUAUCAGAGGAAGCUGAAGAAAAACUGUUCCCGAGUUGUGCAGAAGUUGAAGAGCAGACUGAAGAUUGUAGAUGCCAGACGUGAGGAGGCUGUUCUGGAGAGGGACAAACUCAAGGGCAACGUACCAGUGGAGACGUACAACCGCCUGAGGAAACAGUUCCGAGACUUCAUCCGCAAACACAAGGAGUUCAGCAUGAUCGUAGCUGGCACCGGCGGGCUGCACGAGAUAUCCAUCGGGGGCCUCUCGUUCGCCUCCGCCACGCUACCGCUGGACACGUCCCUGCCUUACGUGAGUUUUAUCGAACAGGAGAGACAGCACCAUAAGGAGCUGUCCAUGGUGAGACAGCGGCUGGACGAGCUGGACGACCUUCAGAAACAGCAGAUGGACGUGCUGACGGGACAGGGCCCGCCACCACGCGACGAGGAGGAGGAGAAGAAGGACGGGGAGCGCGCCUUCAUCGACGUGGACAAUCUCGAACUGUAGGGGCUCUGCAAUAUGGCGGCGCAAUAUGGCGGCCUGGUCAUGUCACAAUGCAAAUAUACUGGGUAAUAUUGCACCAGCAUGUUGGCAGAACGUACUGCAUCUGUGCGAGUCCCAUAAUGUACCGGUAUUGUGCAUAGCACUUCAGCAGAACAUCUCAUAUAAAGUCAUAUUCGUGUGCUGAUUAACAUCCA
Branchiostoma belcheri (Belcher's lancelet) is the source of this 2779-nucleotide messenger RNA. RefSeq names its product centrosomal protein of 83 kDa-like. Bases 270 to 2588 code for a protein of 772 amino acids. Gene Ontology annotation, molecular function: DNA ligase activity. The transcript has 17 exons. NCBI's taxonomy places the organism in Eukaryota, Metazoa, Chordata, Leptocardii, Amphioxiformes, Branchiostomatidae. The record is from RefSeq and is a predicted model, not a curated record. Gene Ontology annotation, cellular component: centrosome.